This is a messenger RNA of Salarias fasciatus (jewelled blenny), 1501 nucleotides long. RefSeq names its product solute carrier family 2 member 1c (gene slc2a1c). The transcript is spliced from 10 exons. The record is from RefSeq and is a predicted model, not a curated record. Gene Ontology annotation, cellular component: plasma membrane. Bases 1 to 1452 code for a protein of 483 amino acids. Gene Ontology annotation, molecular function: D-glucose transmembrane transporter activity. Gene Ontology annotation, biological process: dehydroascorbic acid transport. Lineage: Eukaryota; Metazoa; Chordata; Actinopteri; Blenniiformes; Blenniidae.
AUGGCAUCCCAGCAGAGCCUUCUGACAGCCCCCCUCCUGACCUCCAUCCUGGCCGCCGUGCUCGGAUCCCUGCAGAUCGGAUAUCACACCGGGAACGUUAACGCUCCGGCCAAGAUCAUUGAGGAGUUUUUCAACCACACCUGGAGGAGCAGGCACAACGCCUCCAUGCCAGACCACAGCCUGACUCUCCUGUGGUCGCUCUCCGUCAGCAUCAAGGACUUCGGGGCUCUGCUGGGCUCGGUGGGAGUCAAAUACGUGGCGGAUUGCUAUGGCAGGCGGAACUCCAUCCUGAUCGUGAACGGUCUGUCUGUGGUGGGCGCCUGCAUGAUGUUCGCCUCCAAGGCCAGCGAGUCGUUCGAAGUCCUCAUCCUGGGCCGGCUGGUGUUCGGCCUCUUCUGCGGCCUGGUGAUGAGUCUGAACCCGCUCUACAUCCAGGAGGUGUCCCCCACCAGCCUGAGAGGGGCCUUCGCCACGCUCAACCAGGUGUCCUUUGCCUCGGGCAUCCUGGUGGGAAUGGUUGCCGGUUUGGACACGGUGUUGGGCACUGAGCAUUACUGGGCCAUGAUGCUGUCCCUGUCUCUCAUCCCGGCAAUGGCCCAGUACCUGGUCCUGCCCUUCUGCCCCGAGAGCCCCCGCUACCUCCUCAUCAACAGGGGGGAGGAGAGCAGGGCGGAAGCCGCCCUGCUGAGGCUCAGGGGCCCCACGGACAAAGCGUACGCCGAGCUGGAGGAGAUGAAGGAGGAGGCGUCCCACACGCAGGGCGGCGUCACAAUCCGGCACUUCUUCCAGAAACGCAGCUACAGGAAGCCCAUCGCCCUGGUGCUCAUCAUCAACCUGGGGAGCCAGCUCUCUGGAUUCAAUGCGAUCAUCAACUAUUCCACCAAAAUGUUCCAGGCCAAGUUCGACCAGGCCAAAUAUCUGACUCUGGGUGUGGGAGCUGUCAACGUGACCUUCACUUUAGUCGCUUUCUUCCUGAUGGAGCGGGCGGGGAGGAGACGGCUGCUCCUGACCGGCUUCAUCUCCAUCGCCGUGUGCAACUUGCUCAUGACCAUCGUUGACUCGGUGCUGCACCUGGUCCCAGAGCUGCGGAGUCUGCAGGUCCUCCUGGUCUUCCUCCUGAUCUCGGCCUACGAGCUGGGCCCUGGACCCAUUUCCUGGUUCAUCGCCGCCGAGCUGUUCGACCAGCCCGGCAGGCCCAUCGCCAUGGCGUUCACCAGCAUGCUCAACUGGGGAGGGAAGUUUGUUCUGGCCCUCCUCUUCCCUCCAUUACUGAAAAUAUGCGGCGCUUAUGUCUACCUCCUCUUCAUGGUUGUGGCUCUGACCUCCUUCAUCUUCACCUGGAUUCGCCUCCCGGAGACAAAAGGUCGCACAUUCGACGAUAUCGCUGAAGAGUUCAGAGGAGCAGAGGGGAUCCUUUUGCAUCAUAAGGCCGGAUUUAACACUUUCAACUGAGAGAAAACUCCCAGUAUUUAUUAAUUCUGAGAGUGAAAAACUGUUCAAA